Molecule: messenger RNA, 1307 nt
Organism: Octodon degus (degu)
Lineage: Eukaryota; Metazoa; Chordata; Mammalia; Rodentia; Octodontidae
Gene: S1pr2
Product: sphingosine-1-phosphate receptor 2
Exons: 2
Coding region: 167-1225 (352 amino acids)
Biological process (GO): sphingosine-1-phosphate receptor signaling pathway
Cellular component (GO): membrane
Molecular function (GO): sphingosine-1-phosphate receptor activity
Source: RefSeq, a predicted model, not a curated record
CCCUGUCCUCAAACCCGGGACGCAGCCGAGCCCUGGACGUAGCACCAGCCCAGCCGCGGCGGCCCGGGAAACGCAGACGCGGUGGCCCCUCCUGCCCGGGCGGGGACCCGGGCCGGCUUAGCCAGUGUGACAGCUUCAUGGCCCCGGCUGGCCACUGAGCCCCACCAUGGGUGCUUUCUACUCUGAGUACCUCAACUCCAACAAGGUCUGGGAGCACUACAAUUACACCAAGGAGACUCUGGAUGUGCAGCAGACGACGUCCCGCCAGGUGGCCUCCGCCUUCAUCAUCAUCCUGUGCUGUGCCAUCGUGGCGGAAAACCUGCUGGUGCUUAUCGCCGUGGGCCGGAACAGCAAGCUCCACUCAGCCAUGUACCUCUUCCUGGGCAACCUGGCUGCGUCUGACCUCCUGGCGGGCAUGGCCUUCAUUGCCAACACCGUGUUCUCGGGCCCUUUCACUCUGAAGCUGACGCCAGUGGAAUGGUUUGCUCGCGAGGGCUCGGCUUUCAUCACGCUGUCUGCCUCUGUCUUCAGCCUCCUGGCCAUCGCCAUCGAGCGGCACGUGGCCAUAGCCAAGGUCAAGCUGUAUGGCAGUGACAAGAGCUGCCGCAUGCUGCUGCUCAUCGGGGCCUCGUGGGUCAUCUCUCUGGUCCUUGGUGGCCUCCCCAUCUUGGGCUGGAACUGCCUGGGCCACCUGGAGACCUGCUCCACCGUCCUGCCGCUCUACGCCAAGCAGUAUGUGCUGUGCGUGGUGACCAUCUUUUCCGUCAUCCUGUUGGCCAUUGUCGCCUUGUACGUCCGCAUCUACUGCGUGGUCCGCUCGAGCCACGCGGAUCUGGCAGGCCCUCAGACGCUGGCGCUGCUCAAGACCGUAACCAUCGUGCUGGGCGUCUUCAUCGUCUGCUGGCUGCCAGCCUUUAGCAUCCUGCUCUUAGACUAUGCAUGUCCCGUCCGGUCCUGUCCCAUUCUCUACAAAGCCCACUACUUCUUUGCCUUUGCCACCCUUAACUCAUUGCUGAACCCUGUUAUUUACACGUGGCGGAGCCGGGACCUGCGGCGGGAGGUGCUGCGGCCGCUGCAGUGCUGGCAGAGGGCGGCCAGGGGGGCGGGACGACGGGACAGGACCCCAGGCCACCGCCUCCUGCCCCUUCGCAACUCCAGCUCUCUGGAGAGGGGCACACAUAUGCCCAUGUCACCCACAUUUCUGGAGGAUAACACAGUGGUCUGAAGGGAGGUGCCGGGUCACAAAGCUGCCAACAGAGGGACUGGUGACCUCAGACAGAGGUUAGGGGUUGCCAAGCAAGAUGCCC